Messenger RNA from Prorocentrum cordatum, 1114 nucleotides. Lineage: Eukaryota; Dinophyceae; Prorocentrales; Prorocentraceae. The record is from the annotation of a GenBank genome assembly.
CGCGCGGCGGCGCGCGCGCGGCGCGCGCGGCGGGCGCGGCCGCGCGGGAGCGCGCCUUCGGGGUGAGGGCCGUGAGGGGCCGGGGCCUGGGCGUGGUGGCCACGCGAACUAUUCAGGUGGGCGAGCUGGUCGCGGCGGAGCGGCCGCUGCUCAUGGUCCCGGCUGGGGAGGCGUGGUUGCCCCAGGUUCAGAGGGAGUACGAAGAGCUGCCGGGCGCCCUCAGGGACGUCGUGAUGCAGCUGGACGGGGAAAGCUCGGGCGAGGCGGAGUCCAGCCUGCGCGGGAUCGUCGCCAGGAACCGAGUGGCGCGGGAUCAUGGCAGCGACGAGGGGGUCGUCUGUGUGGCGAUCAGCAGAUUUAACCAUCCCCAUGCCGUUCCUGCGACUCCAACUGCGAGCAGAGCUGGGACGACGAGGCGGAGCAGGAGCGCGUCCACGCGUCGAGGACCAUUCGGGAGGGGGAGGAGCUCACCGCUCCCCUACGUCGACCUGCGGGCCCCCGCGGCGGAGCGCGACCGCGCACUCUUCGGCACCUACGGGUUCAGGUGCACCUGCCCGGUCUGCACCAGCCAACCCCAUGGCCAACGUGAGCAGAGACCGCAUCAGGACCUUGCAGGCUCGCCUGGACAGUGUGAUGGACGACGCCUACGAUGCCGACGAGGCCAGGCCGGGGAUCGACAUGGCCGCCGAGCUCCUCGAGCUGUACGACCGGGCGCCGCUCGGCCCGAAGAGCAUCCGAGCCGACGCGUGCUACGCCGCGUUUGUGUUGUCGCUGAAGGCAGACGACCUGGCAGGGGCGAAAGGGUGGGUCCGGAAAGCGUACCAGCACUCGCUGGUGGCGCGUGGGAAGGACCAUCCUGACACAAAGGUUCUGGAGAAGCUGGUUAAGGAUCCAGAAGACAGCCCGUUCUCCAAGAAGAAUGAUCCACAGGAGGCAGCGGUGAACGUGUACGUUGCCCUCGGUGGUAUCGUAUCCCUCGGCAUGCUCUUCCAAAUUUUCCAAAGCUUAGCCAGGAUGCAGCGGAUGGCUGACCCAUUUGCAUGACGAUGCUAUCACCAUUCGAUGCCAAUCGCAGUGGCCACCAUUCUCUGAGGUCAACGCAAGCGACCGAAAA